AUGAAAGACCCUCUAAAUUCCAGAUAUGGAACAUUAACUCCAAUUGAUCUGAGAAGAUACGGAGAAAAUCCUAGAUCCCCAACAUCCCCGACUGUUGAACACCUUAUGGGAGGUGAAGCUUCAAGGUGGUCACCUCACUCCUCACCUGUAAUUCGAAGGGACCAUGAUCCUGAAGAAGAUCACACCCAUCAUCAAAAGAAAUCAGUUCUGACAAAAGUUAAGGAAAGGGCAAAGAAAUUGCGACAGAGUCUCAGUGGCAAGAAGAAGCAUAUUGAGGAAAGUAACACCACACCCUCAUGGGGUGUUAGCUUGGAAGACGAAGAGGAAGAGAAAGAUGCUGAGUAUCUUGGAGCCCCAAUGUAUGAAUCGGAGUUGGCGCCUGAGGGGUACAAGGUGCAUGCAAGGCACUAUCCAAGAGAAAUUUCUGUAAUUUCUGAGAAACAGGUUUUGGCAAGCAGUGUCAACCAUAGUGUUGAACAAGAAAAGGAGAAGCCUGCUACUCCUCCUACUACUCCUAAACAGACUAGUACUCCUACUACUCCUAACGAGACUACUCCUAACAAGACAAUAACGGAAACUGUAACUGAGAAGCUGGCUCCGGCAUAUGCCACAGUAUCGGAUGCAACACAUGCAAUUGCUUCAAAGAUUCAAGGCCUUACUGUCUCAUCCCCAGCUACUCCAGAAGUUAAAAAGCUUCCUGCUCUUGAAACCGAGAAGCCUGCCAGUCCAACUGGCCAAAUGUGGGAUAAAGGUGUUUCAGUGAAGGAGUUUAUAAAGAAUAAGUUUGAGCCAGGGGAGGAUGAGAGAGCACUUUCUCAAGGGGUGUUGUGGAGAAGGUGA
Pistacia vera is the source of this 840-nucleotide messenger RNA. RefSeq names its product low-temperature-induced 65 kDa protein. The record is from RefSeq and is a predicted model, not a curated record. Lineage: Eukaryota; Viridiplantae; Streptophyta; Magnoliopsida; Sapindales; Anacardiaceae. Bases 1 to 840 code for a protein of 279 amino acids. The transcript has 4 exons. Gene Ontology annotation, biological process: response to abscisic acid.